Messenger RNA from Puntigrus tetrazona (Sumatra barb), 1539 nucleotides. RefSeq names its product (Lyso)-N-acylphosphatidylethanolamine lipase-like. Gene Ontology annotation, molecular function: phosphatidylcholine lysophospholipase A1 activity. Gene Ontology annotation, cellular component: lipid droplet. The record is from RefSeq and is a predicted model, not a curated record. Lineage: Eukaryota; Metazoa; Chordata; Actinopteri; Cypriniformes; Cyprinidae.
ACGGUCUGUCUGUUUAUGUGACAGAUCCGGUAGCGAAUACAGCCGUCCGAAGAAGCGUUAUGUCAGUCUGUUCUUGUGGAGUUUUCCCGUACCGUACUGAUACUAAUGUCUCCUACAAACGCCGAUGCAAUGCAAGACGAGACUGACACCGAGCAGACCUCUGGGAACUGGUCUUGGUGGCCCUCUUGGAGACCAACAUCCAUGUCACUAUUGAAAAGUGCCGAAGCUAAAAUUCUCGCCUGUCUCCAGAAUGACGUUUGGUCCAGGUUUGUGACGUUGCCAAAUCAAAACCGAAUAUGGACCCUUAAAGUCACCGAUAAAUCAGCCCGCAAGCAUAAAGCUGAAGCCGCUCAGACGCCCCUAGUGAUGAUCCACGGCUUUGGAGGCGGCGUCGGCCUCUGGAUCCGAAACCUGGACGCUUUGAGUCAGUCUCGACCCGUCUACGCCUUCGACCUGCUGGGCUUCGGUCGCAGCUCUCGGCCCUCGUUCCCGUCUGACGCCUCGUUGGCUGAGGAGCAGUUUGUGUCUUCCAUAGAGCACUGGAGACAGUCACUGGGGCUGGAGCGCAUGAUCCUAUUGGGCCACAGCCUGGGUGGUUACCUGGCAACAUCCUACACGAUCCAACAUCCGGAAAGAGUCAGUCACCUCAUCCUGGUGGAUGCGUGGGGUUUCCCUGAACGACUUCAGCCUCAGUUACAGGGGUCAGGAGGUCAAGGGUCAGAGGUUAAAAGGGUCUCACCUCCUCGCUGGGUGAAAGCUGUGGUGUCAGUGUUCAGCUUCUUCAACCCGCUGGCCGUCAUCAGAGCGGCCGGACCCUGGGGUCCAGGGCUGGUGAACCGAUUCCGUCCCGACUUCAAGAGGAAGUUUGAGGAUCUGUUUGAUGACGACACCAUGACGCAGUAUAUUUAUCACUGUAACGCUCAGAACCCGAGUGGUGAGGUGGGCUUUAAAGCCAUGUGUGAGUCUCUCGGCUGGGCCAAGAGGCCGAUGGUUCAGCGUGUUCAUCUGCUGCCCCCGUCGAUGCCCGUCAGCAUGCUGUACGGCUCUCUGUCCUGGGUGGACUCGUCCACCGGAAACACGGUCGCUCAGAUGCGAGGCAGAAGCCCCACCAGCAUCACGCUGAUCGAAGAUGCUUCCCAUCACGUCUACGCCGACCAGCCCGAAGAGUUCAACCGAGUGGUGGAGAGUAUUUGUAAUACUGUAGACUGAAUAAGACGCGCAUCGGUUUGUAGGUGUGGGCAUUUGUAUUUUUUAAUGUGGGAUCAGAUUGAUAGAAACAUUUAAAGGCAAAGCUGUUCUCAGACCUUGUCGCUUCUAUUCUAAUUUUACUAUUUGUGGCCUUCAACGCGGAAAGGCUCUGUGAUUGUUCUGCAGGGUUUAACGGAAGCUGGCUGUGUUUGUAUAUUCGAAGCUAUAUUUUCUCCAGAUUUCUUUUCAAUCACGCACUGAGGAGGCUUCGCCGUUAAACCCGUGUCACGAAUGCAUUGACAAUGUUUGGAAAGUCAUAUUGACUAAAAGAAGAAAUGUUUAAUAAUUCAC